AUGGUGACGCGUCCCCACUGCUGGACCCACACAUAUAUUAAGCCAGUGGACACUCUUCAGCACCUUGAGCAAGCGCUCACUCGGCCAGUGCUCCACACGUCCGGCCUCGUCGCCGUCAAGGGCCCCGACCUGGAGCUGGCACACAAGAACACGAGAGGCUGGCACGCCAUGAACUUCCUCCACCACUCUUACGUCGACCUCGGGUAUCUGGCGGAACACUCGCUUGAUGACCCCCCACACCGAACGCUGGACCGCAGCCACUUCUCGCAUGGGCUCGACCUCGCUGUCUUGCAGGACAUCGUCGCAGACAUCACACCCAACAUGCUGCAGGCAGAGCCACACGCAGUGGUUCGCGCUGUGCUUGACCGGCUCGAUGUUUACGUUCCCGGAACUCCACCAAUCCAUUGGGGCCCCUCCGACAUCGUCGACGCACACAUCGGGACGCUAGUCAUUGUCUUUCCAACCCACCACAGCGGCGGGGCGCUGACAUUCACACGGGGAACGGAAGCGGAGACUGUCUCCCCCGCGGGCGGCCUGGUCACUGGCGGUGCAAUGGCCCAUAUUGCGUAUGCUGCAUACCGCAACGACACGGCGAUGACGCAGGACCACAUCGACAGCGGGCAUCGUGUGACAAUGAGCUACAAGCUGUUUGCCGUCCAGCGGGGCGAGAGAGCGAUGUGCGGCCCUGGGCUCAGCUCCGCGGAAGACGACAUGGCGCUUGCGAUGAGACGGCUCGCUGCCGCCCUCUUCCCCCCGAAUUCAGACGGCAUGCUCUGCUUUGGGCUGGCCCAUGCCUAUCCAAUACCGUGCACGCCGACUGACGAGAGGUCCCUCCGCGACGUUGUGCCGCUGCUGCGGGGCGUGGACAAGCGCAUUGCGACGGCGGCCCGGGCGGCCGGCAUGGAGGUGGUUGUCCGGCUCGUGUACGAGGUCGAACCCGAAGAGCUGUUGGCAAAUGACGACGACUGCGCAACUGAGCUGUAUCACGUGGCGGUCGACCGCGUGAUUGCGAUGAGCGACGUCGACGAUAACUUCGAGCCUGUGGAUGGGCAGCGCGCUGCGUGGAAGAUUUUCUCGGCUGGGGAGAUCCUGUGCCCGGUCAGUGUGACGCCCCCGACGCUGAAGCGCAGCCGGUCCGAGUCGCGUCAGCCCAGCCGGUCCGACGAUUUCUCGAAGGUGCUGAAUGGCAAGCGGGCCACGUGUGUGGAUGCGCACUGGGUCACGCCACUCACGCAGAUCAACUGCGCCAAGUCGUCGUUUCUGUACGCAGACAAUGAGCGUCCAGAGAUUGAGGAUCGGGAGGCAUAUGCAGCGUUGUUCGUGCAUAUCCCGCGUGCUGAAUCGGAGGAGAAGGGUAUAUUAAGUACUCGAUUGGUUUGA
Molecule: messenger RNA, 1380 nt
Organism: Mycena indigotica
Lineage: Eukaryota; Fungi; Basidiomycota; Agaricomycetes; Agaricales; Mycenaceae
Product: Fe2OG dioxygenase domain-containing protein
Exons: 3
Coding region: 1-1380 (459 amino acids)
Source: RefSeq, a predicted model, not a curated record